Molecule: messenger RNA, 1486 nt
Organism: Tetranychus urticae (two-spotted spider mite)
Lineage: Eukaryota; Metazoa; Arthropoda; Arachnida; Trombidiformes; Tetranychidae
Product: ubiquitin-conjugating enzyme E2 Q2
Source: RefSeq, a predicted model, not a curated record
CAGUUUGUGUAAUUUUUGAGUAAAGUCAGUUUUGAACAGCACUUGCAGUAAAGUGAACCAGCAACUCAAUUGAAUAAGAAAGAUCUAUAGAAAACAGUAAAUUAUGGCUUGUUUGAUCACACUAAAAAAAGAUUUAAGACGUUUAGAGACCAUUUUUCCUAAAGAUCAUGAGCGUUUUCAGUUGAUUAGUGCCACUGUUGAUGAAUUAACAUGUACUUUUAUCGGCAGAAAUGGUAAAAAAUACGAGAUUCACGCAAAUUUCACGGAAACUUAUCCAGAGGCACCUCCAGUUUGGUUCUCCGAGGUUGAAGAUGAAAGUAUCAGUAAUAUCGUUCAAUAUCUGAGCAACACAAGUGGUGUUGAAAAUUAUGUAUGUUAUCGCAUGCUCUUUGUGUGUGUACUUAUUCUACAACAGGUAAAAGUCCUGGUUCGUGAAUUAUGCAAAGACCACAAUCUUCCAGAGCCACCCGAGUUAGGUCAACUUUGUGAUGUAUCAACACCUCUUCUUAACGGUGCUUUACAAUGUUCAAAUUCACGUUCUUCUUUCGCCACCGAAAACAGUGGUGAUUCGGGUUACAUCAAUGACAAUGAUGAGGUAAACCAAGCUAAUGUUAAUAAUCAUCAAUCAUCAGACACUGAAGAAGACUCAGAUAUGGAAGAUGAAGAUUUACCCAUUGAAAUGGAAGAAGAUGCCAGCAAUGCAGAUAAGUCAAAAGAUGACGGGUUAAGCCAUGAACACACAGCCACUCUCGAAAGGCUUAAACAAAACCAACGAGAAGGCUAUCUGAGAGGAUCUGUCAGUGGCUCUGUUCAAGCCUCCGAUAGGCUAAUGAAAGAGUUGAGAGAAGUUUAUCGAUCAGAAAGCUUCAAAAAAGGAGUAUUUUGUGUUGAAUUGAUCAACGAUUCUCUAUAUGAAUGGAACGUGAAAUUAUUAGUUGUAGAUCCAGAUAGUCCAUUGCACAAUGAUCUGAGAAUACUAAAGGAAAAGGAGGGAAAAGAUCAUAUUCUAUUGAACAUUUUAUUCAAAGAAACCUACCCUUUCGAGCCACCAUUUGUUCGUGUCGUACAUCCUAUGAUCCAAGGUGGAUAUGUGCUGUGUGGUGGAGCCAUUUGUAUGGAACUACUAACCAAGCAGGGAUGGAGCAGUGCGUAUACAGUUGAAGCUAUCAUUUUACAAAUAGCUGCUACCUUAGUUAAGGGCAAAGCUCGUAUACAAUUCCAUGGAAAUAAGGGCCAAUAUAGUCUCGCUCGGGCACAACAAACUUACAGAUCUCUUGUACAAAUACACGAGAAAAAUGGUUGGUUCACACCUCCCAAAGAAGAUGGUUAACCUUAGAUUUAUUCUUAUAUUCAUCAUUUUCAUUUCUUUCUUUUUCCUUAAUCAUAAUUUGAUUCUGUUGACUCUCAAUCUUCUGAACCUACAAUAAUAGCUUUUUUGUUCCAUUGAAUCACAUAUAAAUAAACUCUAAUUGUUUUACUGAUCUAA